UAGACUCCUCUCCUGGCAUCUUAGUCCCUCCCAUUAGAGGUAAGAGUGGAGGAGGAGAGGAAGAGACACGAAGAGAGAGGAGUCAACACAACAAGCAGUUAGAAAGAUGAGACAUCCUCAGUUUGAUGCCAGUGUCAUUUUAAACAUAAUGUGUGUCACGACCGCGUCAUGAAUUUAACCAGCUGCAUUUUCAGAUCUGAUUUAUGAGGUACAACAGUGUUAGACUUUAAAAAAUGAAUUAAUUAGACAAGAGUAAAACACACACAGACAGUGAAGGUCAGACUGUUUGAUCACAUAAUAAAUCAUCUAAAAUACCCGAAUGAAUGUGUGAAUACAAAAGACUAGCUGACUGAAGACUCCGUCUGCCCUCCACAGUUUGUACAUUUCAGCUGUAUACAGCGUUCCUUCUAUAUGUUUCAGGUAAAAAUACUAAUGCAAAGGAUACAUCUGUGCAUCCUCAAUGAUAGCCUCUCUAGCAGGCCUGCUGUCCCGAUGGACAGAGAACAGAGGAGGUUUAUUAUAUUUUAGGAAUUGGAAAUCUACUUCAACAAGGUUUACUGAAAUACACUCAUGGGUCCAAGGCAGGAGGAGAGAGGACAGAGUAGAGAAACAAGAAAAGCCCCAGCUGAAAAACACUGUGUUAGCAGGGUUAGUGUUUCUGUAGAUGAUUAUUUGUUGCAUUGUUGUCAGCACUAUAUUUUGUUUUUCACUUCUAUCUUUUUAAAGCUAAGCGAGUAGUUAGUAUUUUAUGCACUUUUAAGUAUUUCACAUCAAUAUAAAAUGAUCAAGUUUCCACAAAUGUGAUCUUUUUAAGUCUUGUUUGCUUAUGAAAGCUGAUUGCCUUAAAUCUUGUUUUUUUAUCGUUUGAAACACCAGCAUCAAGAGAAAUUGUUGCUUUGCUGCUUUUCUGCAUGACAAGGCAGAUGGACUGUCUGUUUUCCACACCUGCCCGCUGCUGAUGUUCAGCCAUUAGUCGGCAGGCGCGGGGAACCCCAUGCCCUUACCUGCAGCACCAGACAAGAUUAAAGGAACGAACAGACAGAGGAACUGAUAGCCAUGCUCAACAAAUCCUCCCACACAGUCUGCAGCGAUAACAAAAAAGCACUCUCAGUGGGUGUGGAAACGGCACCUGAGUACCGGCAACAAGAGAGCAGGGGAAACUAAAAUUUGCCCACUUUGAUUAAUUCAGCUGAACUUGCAAACUUUUAAUCAUGUUACUACAAUGUUUUUUAAUGUUAGUUUUACUUUAUCAGAAGAAAUUCUUGUCCCAUGCUUUGAUGAUGAUUUAAAGCAAACGUGAGAGUUUUUGUUAAUGUUAAACUGGUGUUGGAUGACAGUUAGAAAAUUUUUAAAAAAGCACUUUUACAAAUGAAGAGUUGACUGCACCAAUCAGGGUGUGCUCGGAGGAGGAGGCGGUGAGAAGAGGGAUGAUGAUGUGAGUGUUUGACAGAUGAAACAUCAGACAGUCUCUCUGCACACACACACACACGCGCACACACACACUCACAGACACAAAAUCAAGAGGCUUCCUUUGGCUGGUCAUUGUUCAGAACAUCCAUGGAAUGAGCACACGCAGAUCUGCAGCGCUUAAGCGGAUGGUGCUGCCAGCGAGACCAGAUAUUUCAUCUGAUGUAAAAUAUUUUUCAACAAAACGAUCAACCUGUCCUCAAAAACCUCUUCAGAAAGCUCACCUGUGAGAUGUUAGAGCCAAAUGUAUGCAUGCGUGUUUAAACCAGAAGUUUCAUUCUGCUAGUGCAUGUAUUUUUGUGCCUGUUGAUGCAUGUAACACGCACGGUGAGUCUGUGACUUGGCAGCGCCGGCAGAGGCAGUGCAUGUUGUUUCAGUGGUGUCUCUGUGCCGCUGCUGCUGCUGCUGUGCUCAUGGCUAAGAGGAGGGCUGCAGGUAGCUGCUGCUGCUGCCCCAGAGCGCCCAUGAAAGAGGACAAUGCUCGUUUUUGCCUGCUGGCCGGACUCAUCCUGCUCUACUUAUUGUGCGGAGCUGCCAUCUUCUCAGCCUUGGAACACCCGUUUGAGCUCCGCGCACGCCUUCUGUGGAAACAGCAGCUGGACAACUUCACCAGGAGAUACAGGGUCAACCUGGGCGCCCUGCACACUCUGCUGAGGCAGUAUGAGGAGGCAAACGGAGCUGGCAUCAGGGUGGACACUUUAAGGCCACGCUGGGACUUUUCUGGAGCUUUCUACUUUGUGGGCACAGUGGUCUCCACUAUUGGUUUUGGCAUGACCACACCGGCAACCAUAGCAGGAAAAAUAUUCCUAAUCUUCUACGGUCUCAUUGGCUGUGCUGCCACCAUCCUCUUUUUUAACCUCUUCCUGGAGAGGAUCAUCACCAUGUUAGCUUACAUCAUGCGCUGGUGUCAUGAGCGUCGGCUGAGGUGUGCUGGAGUCGGGGUGGUGUCGAGCAGGGAGGAGUCAUCUGGUGAAGAGGACAGUCUGGAAGGAUGGAAGCCAUCCGUCUAUUACGUGAUGCUGAUCUUAGGGAUAGCAUCUGUUGUGAUUGCUUGCAGUGCCUCCACUCUGUACAGCUCCAUGGAGAACUGGAGCUACGUGGACUCUCUGUACUUUUGCUUCGUGGCCUUCAGCACCAUUGGCUUCGGGGACCUGGUGAGCAGCCAGAGGCAGCAGUACGAAUCUCAGGAGGCCUACCGGUUUGGAAACUGCCUUUUCAUCUUAAUGGGAGUUUGUUGCAUCUACUCACUUUUCAACGUCAUUUCUAUCGUCAUCAAGCAGACUCUCAACUGGAUCCUGGGAAAGCUGGUCUGCUCAGGGAAGCAUCAGCUCUGUUCCUGCUCCACCCCUGGCUGCUGGUGGCUCUGCUGCCCCUGCCUCCACAACAAAAAUCACAAACAGAGGCGUCAACUGGCACACUUCAGGCCAAAACGCAUCAAACGCAACGCGGUGCAGCCCAUCUCAUCCCACCACCGCUACACAGAUGGCUCGGUUGAGACUGUGUGCGACAGCGAGACGGAUGCGGGCGCGGUGGCUGAAGUACAAGUGGGGCGUCGUUUGUCAGGGGAGAUGAUCUCUGUCAAUGAGUUCAUGGCGUCCAACAAGGUGUCUCUGGCACUGCUGCAGAAACAGCUGAGUGAAACAGCUCACCAGGGCCCGCGGCAGAGCUACAGCCAUCAGAAUGGUUUCUCUGGUGGUGUGGGAGCACUGGGGAUUAUGAAUAAUCGCUUACAGGAAACCAGUGUGGAUAGAUAGCAUCAUAAUAACACCUUAAUUGUUCUUUGGGUUCUCUAUAUUUAAGCCUUACAUUUCCUUAGGAUUUUUUUUAUUAUGAGUAAUUUGUUCUGUAUUAAAAAAAUAUCCAAGAAUAGAAUAUUUUGUUUCUGAAAAGCAGACUGUAGACAGCAAAUAAUCGUUCAUACUUUGUUUGGUGAGAAGAAAGAGAAAGUUAAAGGACAAAUACGUGUUAAAGACUUCAGCAUCAUUUGAAGAGGGGUUUGAUGUCCUGAAGUGACUGACUCACAGAAACGCAAUCAGAUGAGAGAAGCUUUGAAGGAGCACUUAGAGAGGACUGCUGAUUUAAGGACACUGCACAUGUCCCCCUCCCCGAGCUCCUCAGAAGACAUCGUUGUACAUAAGGUGGUAGUUAGUGAACGUAGAAACCAAAAUAUCUCCUCUUAGAUAACUAGCUGCAUAUAUAAAACAGUUCAAAUAUGAUUUGUAUUUAAACAGAGCUUCUCAAACAAACUGCAGGAGCUCAGAAGCACCAAGAAAGACAUUUUUCAAUUGGACAUCAUUGAAAUUCAGAGUAAUCAUGAAAGAGAUCCAGGGUUUUCAAUUGAGACCUAAUGAAACAUGACUCGUAGAGGACGUCCUUAUGUCAACGAGGGCUUUGCAGAUAGCCACAGGAUCACGUCAGCAGAGCAGAGAGAAAGAUUUAGGUAACUAGAUGAAAUCCUUUACUAUGCAACAAAACCCGUUUGUAAUUCAUUCAUGUAUAAGGAGGGUUUUU
Messenger RNA from Oreochromis niloticus (Nile tilapia), 3978 nucleotides. It is a transcript of the gene kcnk12l, whose product is annotated as potassium channel, subfamily K, member 12 like. Gene Ontology annotation, cellular component: plasma membrane. The coding region runs from base 1716 to 3221 and encodes 501 amino acids. NCBI's taxonomy places the organism in Eukaryota, Metazoa, Chordata, Actinopteri, Cichliformes, Cichlidae. Gene Ontology annotation, biological process: stabilization of membrane potential; potassium ion transmembrane transport. The transcript is spliced from 3 exons. The record is from RefSeq and is a predicted model, not a curated record. Gene Ontology annotation, molecular function: potassium ion leak channel activity; outward rectifier potassium channel activity.